Messenger RNA from Suricata suricatta (meerkat), 3358 nucleotides. RefSeq names its product endoglin (gene ENG). The coding region runs from base 371 to 2335 and encodes 654 amino acids. The transcript has 15 exons. Gene Ontology annotation, biological process: vasculogenesis. Lineage: Eukaryota; Metazoa; Chordata; Mammalia; Carnivora; Herpestidae. The record is from RefSeq and is a predicted model, not a curated record.
GGAAGCGCAUUUCCUGCCUCCCCGGGCCAGGCUGGAUGAGCCGGGAGCUCCCCACGGCUGCCGGUCAUACCCCAGCUCCCAUCCGCAGCCCCAGGCCGGGACUGUGCCCCCGCUGCCGUCCACAGGAGCCCAGCACCCCCUCCCCGUCCAUCCUUCAGCCAGCGGCCCCCCAGCCCGGCCCUGCGCCCCUGCGCCCACUUCUCCUGACCCCUCGGCCGCCACCUCAGAAGGCUGGAGCGGGGACGCCGUCGCUCCGGCUGCCUGAUCCCCUUGGGUCCCCGCUUGCGCCCACGCCGGCCCCCACGCCCGCCUGCAGCCUUGCCCCUGGACACCGGAUAAGGCCCAGCGCGCAGACCCCCAGGUGGACAGCAUGGACCGAGGCAGGCUUCCCCCUGUUGUUGCCUUGCUCCUGGCCGUCUCCAGCCUCACACCCGCAACAGGUCUUGCAGAAACUGUCCAUUGUGACCUACAGCCCGUGGAUGCCGAGGUGACAUACAUCACGAGUUGGGUUCCUGAGGGCUGCGUGGCUCAGGUCCCCAAUGCUACCCUUCAAGUCCACAUUCUCUUCGUGGAGUCCUCAAGGGAGGUGUCACAGGUGGAGCUGACUAUCCAGAAGUCCAAGCAAAAUGGCACCUGGCCCCGAGAGGUGCUCCUGAUCCUCAGUGCAAACAAGAACGUGCUCUUGCGGUUGCAGGCCCCCGGAAUCCCGCUCAACCUGGCCUUCGACCCCAAAAUGGUCAUCUUCCAAGGGCACCCAGGAAUCAACACCACGCAGCUGCCGCCCUUCACCACCAGGAAUCAGCUCCUCGACUGGGCAGAAACAAAGGGCCCCACUGCAUCUAUCGCUGAGCUGACCGACCCUCAAAGCAUCCUCCUCCGUCUGGACCAAGCCCCAGGGGCACCGUCCUCCUGCAGUCUGGAACUCCUCAUGGACAUGGGCCACACGCUCGAGUGGAGGCCGCUCACUCGGGCCCCUGUCCGGGGCUGUCGUUUGGAAGGUGUGCCUGGCCACAAGGAAGCACACAUCCUGAGGGUCUUGCCGCACGUUGGCACCGAGGCCAGGCCCCGGACAGUGACCGUGAAGGUGGAACUGAGUUGUGCUUCAGGGGAUCCAGACGCUAUCCUUAUCCUGCAAGGUCCGCCCUACGUGUCCUGGCUCAUCGACUCCAACCACAACAUGCAGAUCUGGACCACCGGUGAAUAUUCCAUCAAGAUCUUUCCAGAGAAGAACAUUCAUGGCUUCGUGCUCCCAGAUACACCCCAAGGCCUGCUCGGGGAGGCCCGGAGACUCAAUGCCAGCGUGGUAGCAUCCUUCGUGGAGCUCCCAGUGGCCAACGUCGUCUCACUGCAGGCCCACAGCUGCGGUGGCGGGCUGCAGACCUCUCCCGCACCCGUCCAGACCACCCCUCCCAAGGAGAGCUGCAACCAGGAGCUGCUCCUGUCCCUGAUCCAGCCCAAGUGUUCCGAAGGCAUCAUGACCCUGGUACUCAAGAAAGAUCUCAUCUCGACUCUGCAGUGCACCAUCACAAGCCUGACCUUCUGGGACCCCAGCUGCCAGGCUGAGGACAGAGACGACCAGUUUGUCUUACGCAGCCCCUACUCCAGCUGUGGCAUGAAAGUGAAAGAAAAUGUGGUCAAUAAUGAGGUGAUCAUCAACCUCUUGUCAAGUUCAUCACCACAACGGAAAAAGGUGCACUGCAUCAGCACGGAGGGCCUCCACUUCCAGCUGGGCCUGUUCCUCAGCCCACACUUCCUCCAGGCCUCCAGCACCAUCGAGCUGGGGCAACAAGGCUUUGUGCAGGUGAGCAUGUCCCCAUCAAUCCCUGAGCUCAUGCUCCAGCUGGACAGCUGCAACCUGGAUUUGGGGCCGGACGCGGACACCGUGGAGCUCAUCCAGAGCCAGGCACCCAAGGGCAGCUGUGUAAGCCUGCUGUCCCCAGGCCCUGGUGGUGACGUGCGCUUCAGCUUCCUCCUCCGUGGCUACAUGGUGCCCACACCCACGACCGGCACCCUCAGCUGCACCAUCGCCCUGCGCCAGAAGACUUGGUCCCUGGAAGUCCACAGGACUAUCUCCAUGCGUCUGAACAUCGUCAGCCCUGGCCUGCCUGACAAAGGCCUCGUCCUGCCUGCCGUGCUGGGUAUCACCUUUGGCGCCUUCCUCAUCGGGGCCCUGCUCACCGCCGCUCUCUGGUACAUCUACUCGCAUACACGUCCCCCUGGCAAGCGGGAGCCCGUGGUGGCGGUGGCCGCCCCGGCCUCCUCAGAAAGCAGUAGCACCAACCACAGCAUCGGGAGCACCCAGAGCACCCCCUGCUCCACCAGCAGCAUGGCGUAGUGCCCCGCCCGGAGACCUGGGGGCCCCAGAGCCAGCCCUCGCCCAGCAAGAGACACUGAGCAGCCACCAGCUGGGAACCACUGGCCACGGACUUCUCCCGGGACCCCAAGCCCUGCACUCGACCAAGGAUGGACCGUGCCCUCCGCACUCACCCCUGCUGCCUCCCUCGCAGAGGCCUGCUGCCAGCGGGGGCACCAGCUUGGAACAGCUUGGGGUCCCCCCACCCCACCGAACCUUCAAACCCAGUGGGCCUGAAGUACGGCCGCCCAGGACCACGGAGAGAGAGACCACUGCCCUCUAAGUCCACACUGUUGUAGAAACCGCGUCCCUGUAAUUUGAACCCGGACCCAGCACUUGGCGAUCUGGGCUAGGUGGGAGGGGAGAAAUAGACUCACCCAGGCCCGCCCAGAGCCCCCGGACCUGCUCCCGGCGGCCUCCACGCCUGGACUGGCACUACUCUGGCAAGGAAAAGAAGCCUGGGGGUGCCCAGCCUGGGAACAGGGGAGCCUAGCUCCUCCCUGCAACUGUCACAUGGAGACCCCCCCCAAGACAGGCAUUAGACGGGGACUGUCCCAACUGUCUGGCCUGGACCUGCCCCUGAGUAUACGCACCACCAAUAAAUUAGACCAUGAAAUGAGUGCUGGGCUCGGCAAAGGGUGGGAAACCAGACACGGUGGGGAGGAGACAGCUCUGGGUUCAGUUCCUGCUCCCGCCACUUAACUGGCUGUGGGCACGCCCCCUGGCUUUAAGCCAGCCAUGGCCCCCUCAGCUGUAACAAGGGCGAUGGGGGGAGGUCUCCAAAGCCGUGCCUGGCCUGUGGCCGAUGGACAUCGUCCAGUGGUCUCAUUUCAGCCACCCACCUGGGGCUCGGAGGGAGGGGCUCGUCCCAGGCCACUGUGGGCUCUUCCACAAUCCAGUUCCUGUACCAGCUGCAGCCCCCAUGCCCCUGUCGUGUGCUGAGGGAACUAGAAAUCAAGAGGCAAACAUUUUGCUGUUUCUUUAAAAAAAAGUUAAAGGCUUUAA